AAUCUGUGAAAAUAAGGAGGUGAAAGAAUGGGCUUGGCUUCUUGCUGGGAUUUAAAUGCCCUUUUUCUUAAAGAAACAAAAUGCAUGCCUAUGUUGCAUUUUCGCUCCAGGAUUUUCCAAGGGAAACCCUUCUUCUAAGGAUGGUCAUGUCACAGUAGAACUGAAAAUAUUCCCUACCAGUAUUAGACCUGAAAGGAAACAAGAUUUACCAAGCAUGGUGAGCCUUCCAGAAAGCAGACAGCUCAUGUUUAUAAAGUAAUCUCUCCUUUUUCUCCUGUUUGGCCAGGCUGUGACAACAUGCUGAUGGGCAUAAAGUCUCUGAAAAUAGUGAAGAAGAUGAUGGACACACAUGGCUCUUGGAUGAAAGAUGCUGUCUAUAACUCUCCAAAGGUGUACUUAUUAAUUGGAUCCAGAAACAACACUGUUUGGGAAUUUGCAAACAUACGGGCAUUCAUGGAGGAUAACACCAAGCCAGCUCCCCGGAAGCAAAUCCUAACACUUUCCUGGCAGGGAACAGGCCAAGUGAUCUACAAAGGUUUUCUAUUUUUUCACAACCAAGCGACUUCUAAUGAGAUAAUCAAAUAUAACCUGCAGAAGAGGACUGUGGAAGAUCGAAUGCUGCUCCCAGGAGGGGUAGGCCGAGCAUUGGUUUACCAGCACUCCCCCUCAACUUACAUUGACCUGGCUGUGGAUGAGCAUGGGCUCUGGGCCAUCCACUCUGGGCCAGGCACUCAUAGCCAUUUGGUUCUCACAAAGAUUGAGCCGGGCACACUGGGAGUGGAACAUUCAUGGGAUACCCCAUGCAGAAGCCAGGAUGCUGAAGCCUCAUUCCUCUUGUGUGGGGUUCUCUAUGUGGUCUACAGUACUGGGGGCCAGGGCCCUCAUCGCAUCACCUGCAUCUAUGAUCCACUGGGCACUAUCAGUGAGGAGGACUUGCCCAACUUGUUCUUCCCCAAGAGACCAAGAAGUCACUCCAUGAUCCAUUACAACCCCAGAGAUAAGCAGCUGUAUGCCUGGAAUGAAGGAAACCAGAUCAUUUACAAACUCCAGACAAAGAGAAAGCUGCCUCUGAAGUAAUGCGUUACAGCUGGGAGAAACAGCACUGUGGCUUUGGCAGCUGUUCUACAGUGAGGCUAUAGCCCCUUCACAAUAUACUACCCCUCUAAUCACAAACAGGAAGAGUGUGUAGAAGUGGAAAUACGUAUGCCUCCUUUCCCAGAUGUCACUGCCUUAGGUAUCUUCCAAGAGCUUAGAUGAGAGCAUAUCAUCAGGAAAGUUUCAACAAUGUCCAUUACUCCCCCACACCUCCUGGCUCUCAAGGCUGACCACAUUCUGAUACAGCUUACUUCAAGCCUUUUCUUUUACUGCUCCCCAGCAUUUACUGUAACUCUGCCAUCUUCCCUCCCACAAUUAGAGUUGUAUGCCAGCCCCUAAUAUUCACCACUGGCUUUCCUCUCCCCUGGCCUUUGCUGAAGCUCUUCCCUCUUUUUCAAAUGUCUAUUGAUAUUCUCCCAUUUUCACUGCCCAACUGAAGUACUAUUAAUAUUUCUUUCUUUUCUUUUUUUUUUUUUUUUUUGAGACAAGGUCUCACUAUGUUGCCCAGGCUGGUCUCAAACUCCAGAGCUCAAGAGAUCCUCCUGCCUCAGCCUCCUAAGUACCUGGGAUUACAGGCAUGUGCCACCACACCUGGCUUAAAAUACUAUUUCUUAUUGAGGUUUAACCUCUAUUUCCCCUAGCCCUGUCCUUCCACUAAGCUUGGUAGGUGUAAUAAUAAAGUAAAAAUACUAACAUUUGCAUAUCGCUUUCCAGGUGUGGAGUGUUUGCACAUCAUUUAAUUCUCAUUUCACCUUUGUGAAACAUGCACAAGUCUUUACAGCUGUCAUUCUAGAGUUUAGGUGAGUAACACAACUACAAAGUGAAAGAUACAGCUAGAAAAUACUACAAAUCCCAUAGUUUUUCCAUUGCCCAAGGAAGCAUCAAGUAUGUACGUUUGUUCACGUACUCUUAUAGUCAAUGUGUUCAUCAUUUCAGCCUAAAAAUAAUAGUCUGCCCCUUUAGCCAGUUUUCAUGUCUGUGCAAGACCUUUCAAUAGGCCUUUCAAAUGAUAAUUCCUCCAGAAAACCAGUCCAAGGGUGAGGACCCCAACUCUAGCCUCCUCUUGUCUUGCUGUCCUCUGUUUCUCUCUUUUUGCUUUAAAUUCAAUAAAAGUGACACUGAGCAAAUAA
This is a messenger RNA of Symphalangus syndactylus (siamang), 2225 nucleotides long. RefSeq names its product olfactomedin like 1 (gene OLFML1). The record is from RefSeq and is a predicted model, not a curated record. NCBI's taxonomy places the organism in Eukaryota, Metazoa, Chordata, Mammalia, Primates, Hylobatidae. Gene Ontology annotation, biological process: signal transduction.